Molecule: messenger RNA, 1545 nt
Organism: Vitrella brassicaformis
Lineage: Eukaryota; Vitrellaceae
Source: the annotation of a GenBank genome assembly
AGCAAACCGGGGCAUCAGCGACGAACGGCCGACGAACGACCUGCGUGCAACACGGAUGACACAUAGCACACGGACAAGGCGUGCCGCAUCUUGCCUACGGGUGGCCGUGAGAAGCGGAAUGUUUUCACUUCAUGAGGAGGUCAUUCUGCAAGACACACCAGCGCAGGAGAUCAAGAAGCGGUGAGAAGUCGUGUAGGUGUGCAGCUGCCACUGAGUAGGACUCACCUUGUAGGCAGACUUGCCCCGCUCGCAGGGCUCAAGAACUCAUCCAAAGCGAAGCGAUCGCCAGAUCUGCGAGCGGAAGAUCUUGGAGAUCUCCAGCUUGGGAGCGGCCGCCAGGACAGUCAGAGCAUCGCUGACACCGUCGGUACUCAGAUCCGCUGCAAUCUCGACACACAGGCAACCACAGGCUGAUUGGCUUUCCUAUCUCUCCUUGCCAUAGGGACGAGCGGAUGUCACACCCAUCAUCUCCCCGGGUGCAGACGCACAAGGAAACCGCCGACCAACUCAUCGAGGCAGAGCGACAGAUCAGGCAACAGCAGGAGCGGCUUACUCAUGCAGAUCUCGAGAGGCGACUGGCAGCUGUGGAGAGGCAGCAGGCGGCCUGGCGCGAUGAGCAGCAGACAGCCACCAUCAGGCAGCUGCAGGACAGCAACGCGGCGAUGGGGUCCAAGAUAGAUGCUCUCAAGGCGCAGCUGGUGGAGGGUGACACGGCACUGGCUGAGAGUGAGAAGCACGUGGGGACCGCCCGAGCCGAUGUCGAGGCCUUAAAAGUGGUACUGGCGCAGCUGGUGAGCGGGAUGGAAAGCGCAGCCGUGCGCAGAAGGACAGUGAGGCAUUGAGAGCCGAGAUGGCGGGAAAACAGAAGCGGCUGACCGAGGCUGACACGACCAUCAAGACCCUCCAAGCGAAGCAGAGAGGAGAGAGCCCCCCGCCAGUUUUUGGUCGUCUUUGGCUUUCUUAUUUAUUCUUUGUGUCCUGUCCUGCGGCAAGUUACUUGCCUGCCCUGCCCCAUCGUUUCCUUCACUCUUCGACCUAGCGAGCGUGGUGAUGAGCUUUUUGGGGCUGCUUUGUGUGAUCUGCCGGGGGGCUCGUGAACAAGGGUGGCUGAUAUAUAUAUAUGAAGGGCACUGAAGACAGAGCGGUCCAGCAGACCCCUGUGUGUGACUGAUGGAUGGAUGGAUGGUCUUCUGGCUGAUGUCGUGGUGUGUCGUGAGUGUGCUGUGUCUGACCUUCCUCUGAUGGUCAGAGGUUGCUGGGUCUCCUUGUUCGCGAUUCAGGCAGGCAGGCAGGUUAGGCAGAUCGAUCGAUCACGUGCAUUUUUGCAGCUAUCCUGCCUGCCAUCGUUCACACGUAUGGCAAGUGUGCAUCUGGUACUCAUUUUGCGUAGCGGGGAGAUGUGGGGGUGUAUGAGGUCGGGAAAAUAUGACGCUGUAUAGAUGAGACCUUGCGUGUGUGGUGCGCUUUAUUGACUUUGUAUACGGUUGCGCGACAGACAGAUAUGACUAUGGUCGAAUGGAGCAGCGUGAUUGACCACUAAAUCCC